AACAAAUUCUGACCAACAACUCCCCCCAACUGAGCAGCGUGCGAUGUCCGCACAAUGUCUAGCGCUGAUACACCGACGCUAGAAGAGAUAACUGAACUAACGCGCAGCGAACUAAUCCUCAAACAGGGCGACGACGACGACGACGACCCAAUCCAGGAAUGUGGCUGCGCGCCCCUCGAUCUGCUUCCCCGCGAUCCGGAUAUGUGCUUGCAAGUCGCGUAUCAGCACUUGCAUGAUGUGCCGUAUAAGGAUGUCAAGACGUGCUGGCGCAGGUACUACGCAGACGCUGCGCUGUACAAGGUGCUGGAUGUAGUGGGGGAGCGGAAAGACACAGGGAAGGUGGAAGGAGAGCAUGGAGACGAGGGAUGCGAAGAAGAGGAGGAGGAGGGGGAGGAGGACUGGGCUACCAGGGUGGUCAAGAUACUGGAUAUGACGCUUAUCUUGACCGGGGCGCCGCGGAGGGAAGAGCUUGUGGAAUUGUGGUUUGCGGCGUUGAGGGGUGUGCUUAGGGAGGAACGAGAAGAGGCUUCAGAGCGGCCGGCGAAGAGAAGGAAGCUCGACGACGUUCAUACAUCCGUAUCGAUGGAUGCUCGGAUCCCAGAAACCUUCCCUGUUACAAUCGCGUCACAACCCACUCUACGCUUCGCCAUCCCGCGCGUCUCAAACCUCAGCCUCGAAGCCUUCCAAUCCAAGAUCUCCAAGCCGGAUGCGCAGACGCCAGUGAUUAUUGAAGGAGCGAUAGAGCAUUGGCCUGCGCUGCAUGAGCGGCCAUGGAGACGACCAGCGUACCUACUAGAGAAGACUCUAGGAGGGAAACGGCUGGUGCCGGUAGAGAUCGGCAGGAGUUAUACAGACGAAGGGUGGGGACAGAAGAUCCUGAGCUUUGGAGAGUUCAUGGGGGAGUACAUGUUGCAAGACGAAGGCACAUUAGGCAAUGAGGAAGAAACUCCGCCGAAGAACGCCAACGGUCUAAAAGCGGACCACGCGCCGCAACACUCCCCCGACGACCCAUUAUCAUCGAGCCAACAGACAAUGCCGCCUUCCAUUAUCAUUCCGGAAGAACCUCCACAGACAGGCUACCUAGCGCAACACGACCUUUUCGCCCAAAUCCCGUCCCUCCGCGCCGACAUCUCCAUCCCGGACUACUGCUACAGCGAACCCGCCGCUCAGCCCAGCAACCUCUCCAAUGUAAAACCCGUCCCAAAGCUCGAAGAACCGCUCCUUAAUGCAUGGUUCGGCCCCGCAGGCACCAUAUCCCCGCUCCACACCGACCCCUACCAUAACAUCUUAGCGCAAGUGGUGGGGUAUAAGUACGUGAGGCUCUAUGCGCCGGAGCAGACGGAGAGAAUGUAUGCGAGGGGCGUGGAGGAGAGUGGGGUUGAUAUGAGUAAUACGAGUCGGGUGGAUUUGGAUGUUGCUAUGAGGGUUUGGGGGGAGGUGUCGUGCUGGGGAGAACAGAAUCGCGAGGAGGGGGAGAGGGAGGAAUACGAGGAAGCGUAUCCGGAGUUUAGGAAGGCGGAGUAUCUUGAGGGCGUGCUGGGUCCGGGGGAUUGCUUGUAUCUUCCUGUUGGGUGGUGGCAUUAUGUGAGGAGUUUGACGCCGAGUUUUAGCGUGAGUUUUUGGUUUAAUUGAAUGAGGUAGUCACAGUAAUUCGUUCCUAGCGAGGCAAGGGAAUGUCUAUCCAGAACUGACGGCUAAUGUUGACCCUCUCACGCGGCGAGGAGAAUACUACGCCGGGGGUCGUGCCUGAAAUCAGCUCCACCAU
Messenger RNA from Trematosphaeria pertusa, 1765 nucleotides. Its product is annotated as Clavaminate synthase-like protein. NCBI's taxonomy places the organism in Eukaryota, Fungi, Ascomycota, Dothideomycetes, Pleosporales, Trematosphaeriaceae. The record is from RefSeq and is a predicted model, not a curated record. Gene Ontology annotation, molecular function: 2-oxoglutarate-dependent dioxygenase activity. The coding region runs from base 55 to 1632 and encodes 525 amino acids. The transcript has a single exon.